This is a messenger RNA of Ostrea edulis (European flat oyster), 844 nucleotides long. Its product is annotated as fibrinogen C domain-containing protein 1-like. The transcript has 5 exons. Lineage: Eukaryota; Metazoa; Mollusca; Bivalvia; Ostreida; Ostreidae. The coding region runs from base 1 to 801 and encodes 266 amino acids. The record is from RefSeq and is a predicted model, not a curated record.
AUGGAUGAUGUAUGCAUCAAACUGGGCGAGGAUCUGGAGAUUGGAAAGAAAGUACCCGUCUCCCCGUUCAAGGUGUUAAACGACAUCGGGCUCCUCAUGUGUUUCAGAGAAUGUGAAGCUUAUGCUAUUUGUCUGUCCAUCAACUUUAAUCAAGAACCUAGAAGCUGCAUGGAUAUUCUGAGACGGUACCCUGAUAGAAGAGGGAAAGAUGGUGUAUAUUCUAUAAUUGCUGGUGUUGAGAAGAAAUAUGUUUUCUGUGACAUGAGUACUGACCAGGGAGGAUGGACGGUCAUUCAGCGGAGGCAAAAUUCAUCCAUCAAUUUCUAUCGGCCUUGGAAUGAGUACAGAGCGGGAUUUGGUGACCCCUCCUCAAACUACUGGAUAGGUAGUGACGCAAUCAAUGCUUUGACAAUGCAUAAAGACCAGGAACUUCGGGUUGACCUUGAAGAUUUUGAAGGUGAAAAAGCUUACGCCCUUUAUUCCACGUUUUAUGUGGAAGAUGUCAACAGCAAUUACAGACUGAAUGUGUCGGUGUUUUCAGGAACGGCAGGUGAUAGUUUGGUUUACCACAAUGGUAUGGACUUUUCUACAUACGACGAUGAUAAUGACAGCCGGUCCAAUGAAAACUGUGCAGUGCAUUGGAAGGGAGCCUGGUGGUACAAUGGAUGUCAUCACUCUAACCUGAACGGGGGGUAUGCAAGAGCUGCUGUGGCGGGAGCUCAAUACAUAAGCUGGCGCAGUUGGAAAGAUCAACAUAUAGCGCUAAAAGGAGCAUUGAUGAUGAUCAGAACUAAACUUUAAACUGAACAUCUAACUCACGCGGUGUUUCCGUCUAUGUAUGAAU